Messenger RNA from Clunio marinus, 1683 nucleotides. Lineage: Eukaryota; Metazoa; Arthropoda; Insecta; Diptera; Chironomidae. The record is from the annotation of a GenBank genome assembly.
CAAGAGACACAAUAAGCAAAGCAAGAUUAAUUAAAGUGGAAAAUAAAAAUAUCCAUUCAAAUAGCCACUACCUCAAGCUUUUAAUUGAGUAUUUAUAUCACAUCUUUGUGGGAGAGUUUGAGCAAAAAAAAAUAAGAAAAUAAAACAUUUGAAAGUUUUUAGAUCGUUCGUGUGCGAGGCAAAAUGUCUUUGUAUUGUCGAAAUUUCUCAAAUUUAAUUGCUAAACGUUGCUUUGCGUCGUCAUCGAAGAUUCCAGAUCUUACAAAGGAUCGAUAUCCCAUUCAACGUGGACAAUAUGCUGAACUAUCUGACAAAGAUUACGCACAAUUUGAGUCAAUUUUAGAUAAGAAUCGCGUUUUAACAGGUUCUGAUACUCAAGGCCACAACAUUGAUUGGUUGAGAAGUGUUCGAGGAUAUUCCAAUGUUGUGUUAAAGCCAAAGACAACAGAAGAAGUUUCUGAGAUUUUAAAAUAUUGCAACUCUCGGAAACUUGCUGUAUGUCCGCAGGGUGGAAACACGGGAUUGGUUGGCGGAUCAGUUCCAGUUUUCGAUGAAGUCGUGAUUUCAUUAAAUUCUAUGAACAAAAUUGAAUACAUUGAUGAAUAUUCUGGCAUUGUGACAUGUCAGGCUGGCGCUAUUUUGGAAAAUUUAGAAUCGAAAGUACAAGAAAAAGGACUUUGUGUUCCUUUAGAUUUGGGUGCCAAAGGAAGUUGUCACAUUGGUGGAAACGUUUCAACAAAUGCUGGUGGUUUGAGAUUGAUUCGUUACGGAAAUCUUCAUGGAUCUGUGACGGGAGUUGAAGCGGUUACAGCUACUGGUCAGAUAAUGAAUUUGAUGUCAAAUUUCAAAAAAGAUAACACGGGAUAUCAUCUUAAACAUUUAUUCAUUGGAUCUGAAGGAUCAUUGGGAAUUAUUACACGUCUUUCUAUUCAAUGUCCAACAGCAUCGAAAGCUGUUAAUGUUAGUUUCUUGGGAUUGAAUUCUUAUGAUGACGUUAUGAACACGUUUUUGAUGGCGAAGAAGGAAUUGGGAGAAAUUUUAUCAUCAGUUGAAAUGAUCGAUGAAGUGUCGCUAAACUGCAGUAACAAAGUUUUCAACGGACAAUCACCAAUUGAUGUUUUUCCAUUCUACAUGUUGAUUGAAACUUCAGGAAGUAAUCAAGCACAUGAUGAAGAGAAAUUGAAUGAGUUUCUUCGGAAGGCAAUGGAAAGUUCUUUAGUUAUUGAUGGCGUGACAACAAAUGAACCUGGAAAAAUGCGAAACAUUUGGUUGAUGCGUGAAAGAAUUGCUGACAGUUUAAUUAAUAUUGAAGGAUAUUGUUUCAAAUAUGAUAUUUCGCUUCCGUUGACACAUUUUUAUGAAAUCGUGCCUGCAACAAAAGAACGUGUUGGAGAUUUAGCGAGUUUUGUUUGUGGAUACGGGCAUAUUGGUGAUUCCAAUCUUCAUUUAAAUGUUGCUUGCAAAAACUUCAACCAGGAAAUUUAUAAAGCAAUUGAACCUUUUGUGUUUGAGUACACAAGCAAAUUGAAAGGAAGCAUUUCAGCUGAACAUGGGAUUGGAUUUCAUAAGACUAAAUAUCUGAAAUAUUCUAAAACACCCGAAGCAAUUGCGUUUAUGAAACAAAUCAAGGAACUUAUGGAUCCAAAUGGAAUUUUAAAUCCAUACAAAGUUUUGCCUUUGUAA